GAUCUUUGGAUUUGUAUUUGGAUUUUAGCCAUAGUAUUGGGAUCUCUUGCUCACCUACAUCAGCAUCCCGCCUGUCUGGUAAAUUCGACGCCAGCCAGGUGGUCCUCUAGAUAUGUAACACCGAACCUUGCCUGCCCCCCCUCCGCCAUGUGUCCCACACACUCGUCCUAGGACUCGCCCACGAAUCACACGGUGUUGGUUGUUGCAGGCCAAACACCUGUGAAUGGAAUGCACCUUCUAGUCGGUCAGUUAUCUGUACGAAUGAAACCUGGACGUUUGGUCCACCGGAACUUGAUGCUCGGGAAAAGCGAUACGCCAAGGUCUUCUAAGACGUUGUGCUUAGAUAAAAGUUCUUUACGAUCAUCUUGAGAUUGGUUCCAAAAGUUGCAAACUGACACAGGUUGAUAAUGGCGUGCCUCUAAGGUCAUGUUUGGACGGAUUCUGCCCUCUUUGAGGAUUAGUGCUGACGAGUUGCGGACCUUUUAUUAUUGCCUUUCUAUCAAGGCAGCCUACUCACAGCAUAUCACAACUGAUUUUAGGACGAUAGGCGUCCGAUAAGACAACAGGUUGCACCAGCUGAGCAAGCUGGCCCGAUUGGCUCUGCCCUCCUGUCAGACGAGCACCGCGCUGUGUCUGAGGAGCCAGCAUGGUGGGCCUGCGUCUGGUGCUGGUGGCGGCUCUCUGUGUGGCUCGGACCAGCGGCACCGACUACGGGGACCUCGUGCACCUGCACGGAAACGGCUGGCCCCUGGUGGACCUAUGGUCGAGACUGCUGUACGCCCGACGGGAGUUUGACCACCAAACAUCUGCAGCGCACGGCCAGUCCAAUCCGCAGCGGACUGGCAAACACAGCGGAGGUGAGUGGAACAAGCCAGCGCUAGAAGGACGGAUCAAAAUGCUUCAAAAGGACCGAGUACCUACUCAGUAAAACAUAUAUAUUGAUAACAGGCAUAAACACGCAUGACUUAGGUUUAAAGUUCACUGUCAUCUUUCUACGACAAGGGUGUGCCGCUGUCAUCCCUGAAAAAGAAAUAUCUAUGACUGCAAAUAGCUCCAGCGAUCGGACACAAAUAUAACCUGCAAUAUGCCCUGCAACCUGCAAUGGUGAAGAUAGUUCAAAGGCAAUACCCUGAUGUACCACUCCAUUGUAUUCGUAUCAUGUAUAAGCAACUUCGAAGUUAUUUUAUUCUAAUCAGACAACCAUCGCUCUGCUCUCAUUUCGCUAUCGUGAAGACAUUGGUACCCUAAGCGGGAACCCUCUCAUUUUCAGAUCUGCCUGUUCGACUGGAGCUGGAGACGGAUGUCGACAUUCAUGAGCCGUCCCACCCUGACCUGGGGCUGGGUCCCGACCUCCAGGACCAGGCGAUCGCGGAGGCAGUCGGUCCGUACAUCACGCCGAUCGCCAACCCCGAUGCCAGCGCGGCUUGCCUGGAGGACAGUAUAACGUACCUGAACCACAUCACCAAAGAACGAUGGGCCAUGCGGAUGUUUGACUCUACAGGCAAGAUGCCUGAUGGCAUUCUGGAGGGCAAUGUAAACCCGAUGGGCAACUGGGACGAAUGUCUCAACACCACAGCGUUCUUCAACGACAAGAGCUUCAUCGGGAAGUACUGUGUGGCGUCUCUCUUCAAGUCGGACGAGUCGGCCAGCCACAGCCACCAGCUGCGGCAAACAGCUCCGGUAGCCAACCUGGAUGUGGCUCCGAUCCUGCCCGCACUGCCGGACGGAACGGAAGCCACUGUGGGUGUGUGCAUACCGUCCACCUGCACUGCCGAGGAGCUCACCCUGGGACUUGACAUCGCGCUACGGCGGCAGAAAGUUAGUGCAUAUAUUCCCGAUUACCUGUGUUACACCAGGGAGGACAAGACGGAACUCACGACCGCCGCCAUCGUCAUGAUCGUCAUUCUGUCCCUGACCGGACUGUGCAUGGUGAUCGGUACGGUAGUGGACCUCAUCGCUGUGCAAGCCGAGGACGGACCAGACUCUGCCUGGUCAGCCAUCGAUGCGGCAGUUCGGUGGAUUCUACCUCCCACGAUUCGGCGCGUUUUCCUCGCGUUCUCCGUCUACACCAACGGACGCAAGCUUUUAGACACCACCUCCACCAAGGACACGCUAAGCUGUUUACAUGGAAUACGUUUUCUCUCCAACACCUGGGUCAUCCUCGGACACAAUUAUGUAUUUCUUCUUUUUUUUAAGCACCAGAACAUCCUCAAGGUGUAUUCCUAUUAUAACGACCUUGCUUUCGCAGCAAUCGCAAACGCAACGGUGUCAGUUGAUUCCUUCUUUUUCCUGAGUGGGCUGUUGGUGGCAUACAUUGCCUCGCGCAGCAUUGAAAGAGCCCACGGCAGAUUCAACAUCAUCAUGUUCUAUGUACACCGCUACAUCCGUCUGACGCCGGUCAUGAUGAUCAUCAUCGGAUUCGUAGCCACUUUAUACGUCUAUCUGGGUUCAGGACCGAUGUGGGGAUAUGCAGGCCUGGGAAAUGCGAAGAACUGCCAAGACUACUGGUGGUGGAAUCUGUUGUAUAUUAACAAUCUGAAAGAUACGAACGUCCAGUGCUUGGGGCAGACCUGGUACCUGGCCAACGACAUGCAGAUGUUCAUUUUCUCUCCGCUGGUCUUGCUCCCGCUGUACCACUGGCCUGUUUAUAGGCCAGCUGUGGCUCAUCUUCCUCGUCUGUUUCUUCACCGGUAUCAACGCCAUGGUUACAGCAAUUCACAAGAUAGGGCCAAAUGGCCCUCUACCUGGAGGGGACGACUUUAACCUGCGCUACAUGAAGCCGUGGACAAGGGCUGGACCUUACUUGGUGGGGCUGUACAUGGGGUGGAUUCUGCAUAAGAUUCGCGGCCGCAAGAUCCGCCUUCCAGCGCCUGUAGUCGCCAUCGGCUGGAUCACGGCUUCCCUCACCGGCUGCCUCAUUGUGUACGGCAUGUUCGACUACAACAGAUUUGAUGCUGGACAUGCGGA
Messenger RNA from Pollicipes pollicipes, 2967 nucleotides. RefSeq names its product nose resistant to fluoxetine protein 6-like. The coding region runs from base 1480 to 2763 and encodes 427 amino acids. The record is from RefSeq and is a predicted model, not a curated record. The transcript has a single exon. Lineage: Eukaryota; Metazoa; Arthropoda; Thecostraca; Pollicipedomorpha; Pollicipedidae. Gene Ontology annotation, molecular function: acyltransferase activity, transferring groups other than amino-acyl groups.